AGUCAGCACUGAGUCCUUGUUGACUGCUCACAUAUUCCAUCGUUGAGACCAGACCAACUAAAAAACUUCCAACAUGGCGGACGAUGAGAGAAAGAAACUGGAGGAGGAAAAGAAGAGAAAACAGGCCGAAAUUGAACGCAAAAGGGCCGAGGUCAGGGCUCGUAUGGAAGAGGCCUCAAAAGCCAAGAAGGCCAAGAAAGGUUUCAUGACCCCUGAGAGAAAGAAGAAACUUAGGUUACUGUUGAGAAAGAAAGCCGCUGAAGAAUUAAAGAAAGAACAAGAACGCAAAGCAGCUGAAAGGAGGCGUAUCAUUGAAGAAAGGUGCGGUAAACCCAAACUUGUCGAUGAUGCAAAUGAAGGGACACUUAAGAAGAUUUGCAAAGACUAUUAUGACCGCAUGUAUAUAUGUGAAGAACAGAAGUGGGAUUUGGAACGUGAAGUUAGAAAACGGGAUUGGGAGAUCUCCGAAUUGAACAGCCAAGUAAACGACCUUAGAGGCAAAUUCGUCAAACCAACCUUGAAGAAGGUAUCUAAAUACGAAAACAAAUUUGCCAAACUUCAAAAGAAGGCAGCUGAAUUUAACUUCCGUAACCAACUCAAAGUUGUCAAGAAGAAAGAAUUCACCUUAGAAGAAGAAGACAAAGAAAAGAAACCAGACUGGUCAAAGAAGGGAGAUGAAAAGAAGGAAGGUGAAGAAGAAGCACCAGCGGCAGCUCCUCCAGCAGAAGGCGAGGCUGCACCAGCACCUGCCGAAGGUGAAGCGCCGGCUGAAGGUGCCGCACCAGCACCUGCCGAAGGUCAGCCAACGGAGGGUCAACCUGCAGAAGGUGGUCAAACUACAGAAGGAGCUGCUCCAGAGGGACAACCUCCAGCAGAAGGAGCACCUGCCGAAGGUGAACCUCCAGCAGAACCAGAAAAAGAAAAAACUCCAGAACCACCACCAGAAACAGGAUUCGAAACAUUCAAAAAGUUAGUUCUUAAUGAAAACUACGACAUUAUAACAUUACCCGAAACAAUAUUAGCACCGACAGAAGACAAAGAAGCAGUAGCUAUACCAAAUUAUUCACUAGUUGAAAAUCGUAGGGGCAGUGGAGAUGGCGUCAUAAUGUACGUCAAAGACUCUCUUAAAUAUAAAGUUGUUGAUUUAACAGCUGCGGCUACCGAAACUGAGCACGCACAUCUAAGUUUUGAAGAUUUGUUAGAGAAAUUAAAGAAGAAUGGACAUGCUGCCGAAGCUGCAGCUCUGGAAGCUAAAGCGUCACCACCUCGAGAGGGAGCACCGCCAGCAGAGGGAGCUCCGGCAGAAGGUGCGCCCCCUGCCGAAGGUGCACCACCAGCAGAAGGAGCUCCUCCAGCAGAAGGAGCAGCACCAGCAGAGGAAGGGGCAACACCAGCAGCGGUAGCGGCACCAGCUGAGAGCGCACCAGCAGAAGGAGCCGCCCCUCCUGCAGAGGCCCCAGCCGCCGAAGCAGCCCCUGCGUCCGAAGCCGCACCAGCCGAAGCUGCUCCUGCUGAAACUCCUGCCGAGACUCCCGCUGAACCUGCCGUCGAGUCAGUACCAACGGAACCAGCGCCAGCUAUUUCCUCACCUCCCAUUAUAGAAGCUGCUGCUUAGAAUCUUAGAAUAAUGGAACAACAAUUUUUAAGGGCUAAUUAGGAGAAUAUUUGUAUGAGUCACUAUUUUGUUGAAUGGUAUUUAUACUAAUAAUGUUAUGUUUGUCUGUAACAAUAUAAAUUUAUUUUACUUAUUAAUAUAAUACAUAACUAACUAAAUUGAGUUAUUUAUAGUUAUUUUGUUAAUAUGUUAUUUUCAUCCAAUCUAAUUUAAAAAUAAAGUUAUU
Diabrotica balteata is the source of this 1841-nucleotide messenger RNA. NCBI's taxonomy places the organism in Eukaryota, Metazoa, Arthropoda, Insecta, Coleoptera, Chrysomelidae. The record is from the annotation of a GenBank genome assembly.